This is a messenger RNA of Doryrhamphus excisus (bluestripe pipefish), 2584 nucleotides long. Lineage: Eukaryota; Metazoa; Chordata; Actinopteri; Syngnathiformes; Syngnathidae. The record is from RefSeq and is a predicted model, not a curated record.
ACAAACCAGCCUAGUCUCCUGUCACUGCUAGCUUGUGCUGGACCACACAAGUCCUGGUCCAAAGCUCAGAUGAUUCUGGCUUAUUGGAAUAUCCGUGGGGCAAAGCAAGCCGUUCACACCCUCCUGUUGUUCUUUGGAGCUGGUCCAGCCGGUCCGCCUGCUGCUGGAGGACACUGGGACUCCGUAUGAGGACAAGUUUUAUGUCUGCGGGGAAGGAGAGCAGCUUUGAUGAGAAGCCUGGCCUUGGAAUGAACUUUCCAAGUACGAGUCGGAAGCGACGUGUCGGUGAGCGGAGCCGCUCAUUCUGAUGUCGCCAUGUCGUUUCCCUGCAGCUGCCCUACUUGAAGGAUGGAGACAGGAUGACGUCACCGAGUACUGGCAUCAUGUGAUCCAUUGCUGGCAAACACGGCCUCCGUCGGAGAAAGUCGACUCAAACGCUUUGCAGUCCUACGCGAGUGUCCCCCGGAUCGAAGGGGCCCAAGCCCGUCAUCAGUGAGAAGGCAAGGUCGCAAGGUCACCUGAGAGCCCCCAGCAUGGAGACACCAAGGUCGGCUGCACAAACAUCUUCACCUUCUGCAACAAGCGGCAACAGAACUUAAACCUGCCUGGUGUUGCACGAGCACAGGAGAAGACCUGAGGUGGACUACUCCCCCAUUGGACUUUGAGGAGGGGGGAGGAGGAAGAAGACGAGGCCCCUUCCAAUAACUACCCAGAGUAUGGGGCAAAAAGUCCCGGGUGGCAUUAAAACAAUUGAUAUGCGGGAUCCAGCCUUCAGUCCCCUGAAGCUGGAGCUACAGGCCUUGAGUCACACCAAGCCUUCUAGACUGGACUUGCUCCUGGAUAUGCCACCAGCCGGCGUGGAUGUUCAGGUCCAGCACUCGUGGAACAACGACGACCGCUCGCUCAACAUCUUUGUCAAGGAUGACAACAAGCUGGUUUUCCACAGGCACCCUGUGGCGCAGAGCACCGACGCCAUCCGGGGACGUGUUGGCUAUACACAGGGACUGCAUGUGUGGGAAAUUAGUUGGGCCAUGCGUCAGAGGGGCACGCACGCCGUGGUGGGCGUAGCUACAAGCGACGCUCCACUGCACUCCGUGGGCUACACAGCGCUGGUGGGAAGCGACGGCGAGUCCUGGGGUUGGGACCUGUGCAGGAGUAAACUCUACCACGACAGCAAGAAUCACUCAGGGAAAGCGUACCCCUCCUUCCUGGAGCCGGAUGACACCUUCAUCAUUCCGGACUCCCUCUUAGUAGUUUUGGACAUGGAUGAAGGGACUCUGGGCUACAUAGUGGACGGCCAUUACCUGGGGGUGGCCUUCAGAGGACUCAAAGGCAGGAAGCUUUACCCGGUGGUGAGCGCUGUGUGGGGACACUGUGAAAUACGAAUCCGGUACAUAAAUGGACUUGAUCCUGAACCUCUGUCUCUGAUGGACCUGUGUCGGCGCUCGGUGAGGGUAGCGUUGGGGAGAGAGCGUCUGGCUGAAAUCCAUCGGCUGCCCCUGCCGGCCUUCCUCAAGAACUACCUGCUCUACCAAUGACGGCGGAGUCACCUUCAACAUCACUUCCUUUCUCUCCUGUUCUUCUCUGGGAUCCUUCUCGGUCGGUCGAACUUGUUUGACAACAUUUUCUUGGGGCUGGUAGGCAGACCCAGGCUCGCUGAUGAUUCAGCAAGUAAGUGUAUCUGAUCCGUGGCUGGACUCCUAUUUUUUUAUCCCGUCUUUGCAAUGGUAUUGUCUAACUUGUCUAAUAUCAGGAAUCACUGAGCUCUAUGCACCUGCUGAUGGCAAAUAUGGCCUGACAUUUGGUGUACCAAGUCCCUAGCGGUCACAAAUGGGAUGGCAUUGGCUGGUGAAUUACAGCUGGCUCAGUUGCAGUUUUACGGCGGCCACAAGAUGGCAGCAUUUGGUAAACAAUUUAUAUUUGUAAGAAAAGUGUCAUUUUUUUAUUUAUAAGAGAAAUUGUUAGUUUUAAAAGAUGGUGAAACAGGACUGAGAUGACCAUGCCAGUGACUUUGACCUUUGACCUUUGACCUUGUGCAGCAAUGGAGGGGGUCUUCUGCUCACACUCCAUCACUCCAUCACUCUCCUGAAAGGAAAUACUGUACAUCAGCAAGCUGAAGUCUUAGGAAAUGUCACUGAUUAUUCCUAGCAUGUAUCUGCAAGAAGCUUUUAUUAAUCUCUUUGACACGUGUUCUUUCUUACGACCCACAUUCUACACACGUCAGCACACAAUGUGGAAAGCAGCUUGGUGAAAUACUUGGAAUGGAAGUGAGCGGCGCAUAUCAGGCCACGGGAAAAUAGUUAUUGUUGUGGCAACAAAAAGGCCCCGUGAUCGUCCGAGCAGAAAGACAAUCCACAAAAGUGCUGCUGGGAUUCACAGCAAUAGUCAUGAAAGUAAAACGUCACACCGCGGCCCUGCUCAAAUGCCGUAGUAUCCUGUCUGAGUUGUUGCUUUUAAAAUGCAAGCGUGCGAUCAUCAGUCUGCACUCCGUGCCAUGCCUUCGCUUCCUUUCUUACUGCCUGCCUUUUAUUUGCUUUUCUUCAUGUAGUCUUGUUUCAAAGUAUCUAUUAAAGAUUAUUUCCAA